AAAAGAUGGGAAGAGUUUUGGGCGUCGUGUGGGCUUCCUCUUCCGUUCGUUCUCUCUCUCUCCGGUCUGUUUCGGAGGGAUGCUGCGGUUCGAGGUUCUUCGCCAACCGACUCCGAGCCCUCGCUCUAUAUAUAUCCCAUCGUAUCUCAUUCGUUGAUUUCGGAGGCUUGGAUCACGAUCUUUAUAUCUCUCUCGAUCGCUCGUCGCAGGAGAUUCUUUUAUCAUUUGUGAAAGGUCGCUGAUAAACAGAGCUCCUGAGGUACGCAAGUCAAGAUGAUGGGAUCAUUUCUCACCGGAGCUUUUGUGAUGAUUCUUGGCUAUGCCUAUCCAGCGUAUGAAUGCUAUAAAACUGUGGAAUUGAACAAGCCAGAGAUAGCACAGCUGCGAUUUUGGUGUCAGUACUGGAUUUUAGUUGCAGUAAUGACAGUCUUCGAGAGGGUUGGAGAUACUUUCAUUUCAUGGUUGCCAAUGUACAGUGAAGCAAAGUUGGCAUUCUUUGUGUAUCUCUGGUACCCUAAAACAAGGGGCACAGCAUAUGUCUAUGGUACAUUCUUUCGUCCGUAUAUGGUGAAGCAUGAGACUGAGAUUGAUCGUAAUUUGCUUGAAUUGAGAACAAGGGCUGGUGAUAUUCUGGUGCUUUAUUGGCAGAAGGCUUGGAGCUAUGGUCAGACAAGGGUUUUUGAAAUUUUGAACUAUGUUGCCUCACAAUCACAGGCACCGAGAACUCGACCUGUUCAGCUGCAGCAGCAACAGCAACAGCAGUCACAGCAAAUUCAUCAGUCACCUUCGGCAGCUCCUGCUCGCCAACCAGCGGCCGUUCAGCAACCUCAACAGCCAGCACGAGCACCUCCUAGCCCCAGUAAGAACCAGCAGCAAAAACAACGCACGAAGGCUGGUGGCCUCUCCCCGGCCGCCUCUCCAGCCAAGGCACGAGCCUCAUCAGCUCCCAGCCGAGCUGCUUCAGGCACUGCCAGCCAUCCGUCUCCAAGUAAAGAUGAACUGAUGCUGGUCGACACAGCCACAGAAGACUUGAAUCCACCAUCACAGGAAACUGCCUUGAAGGAGGCAAUUCCCAUGACCCCUGGCAGAUUGAAAAAACGAGCUGCUAUUGCUCGUUAAGAGUGUAAUUGCUUUUAGUUUCAACAUAGUUAAGCUUUUUGUCCCGUUGGUAGUAG
Molecule: messenger RNA, 1175 nt
Organism: Elaeis guineensis (African oil palm)
Lineage: Eukaryota; Viridiplantae; Streptophyta; Magnoliopsida; Arecales; Arecaceae
Product: putative HVA22-like protein g
Source: RefSeq, a predicted model, not a curated record